AUGAAUCCAUACUCCAAUCCUGGAAUCUCGCGGUUUUUACGGCGCUCCGCAACAGCAACAACAGCACUUUCCACUCCAGAUACCCAUGAGCCUACAAGCCCUGACCGACCUCGAAUCACCAUUCCACGAACGCUUCGGGGAAGUGGUAGCCGCUAUCCCAACAUUAAUAACAACAGCAAUAGCCGAGAGAGUAUCACAGGUAUGGAGAAUUUUCAACAAUUACCACCUGAUGAGAUUAUGGAUGAUGGAAUGACACCCAUCUCUCCCGCGCUUUCAUGUAAUGAUUUUUUUGGUUCAGACCCUGUACAGAGCCUGGAUGGGGCAGUUACAAGAAAAAAAUCAACAAAGGAUGAUAUUGAAGAACAACUUAUUGACAGCAUGUUUGAACAAGAGUUUGUUCAAAAUCCAGACAGUGCCUAUCAUAAACCUAUACCAAAAAAACGAGCAUCAAAGAAUAGCAAAUGGGCGACACCUGCAAUAUCUACUGAUCAUAUGGUUUUUUGCCAUGAUGACAGUUUAUGUCCACCACCACCAUCACCACAUCCUUCACAAUCUGAAACCGAAUCACCACGAAAAACUGGGCUAUCAAAGAUAUCCAUUCAAAUCCAAAAAGAAGAGUUGGCAAAAACUCCUCGACUGUUACCCCAACGAGUAGAACAGAUAAAAUCAACGCAGCCAUCUUCUCCGGAAAUCACACCUACACCUAGCAAUACCAAACUACAGCCAAGUAAAAAGGAAAGGAAAGGACUACGGCAUUCAGACUCGGCAGAAUACCUCCCGGAAAGCCCAGUGCCGUUCUCUCCACUCACACGAACUCCUUUAUUUUCUGUCGAAGACUAUGCAGCAUUUACUAGUCGACUCAGUCGCGACCAAAUGCGUGCGCUACCAUUCAGCGUGCGGCGCAAACUGAAAGCUUUACUUGUAACAGGCACCGCUUCUGAAGCCGAUGCAGCAGCAGUUUCAGAGCACUUGGAUCCUUUACUCUACGUUUCUGGGGUGCAGCCACUGCGUAGUUUAUUACCAGAGGAAGCGGAACAGCUAACUAACCAAGCAACCGAGGCAACAGCCCUUUUUGAUGAAGAUAAUGGAGGUCCUCUUUCUCCAGCACAGUCUAAUAGUUCGUUGUCUUCGUUUCCAAGUGCCACACCAUUUUUACCUUCUAGUCCGAUUGCCAUACAAGAGGCUGAUAGCACAGGUCCUAUUCAGUUUAUGGCACGUCCGCGGAGGAAUUUAUCUUCACCAGUCAACAACAAUGGGGACUUCAUUUUGUCACCAUCGUCCUAUUCGUUACAACGACAAGUUUCACAGCCGCAAAUUUCUACAUCUUUUGGUGGAACAUUAAUACGAAAACAAGGACGAGCAAAUACUGUUUCGACAUUUAAUGCAUCACGACCAGGUAGCGAAGGUGGCAUUGGAGUUUCGUCUGCCGCUGCGGCUGCACUUUCACGAACAUCUUCAUUUCGACAUCGCAGUAGUAACAAUAACAGUCUUGCAGACUUGUUUGGAAGUGGGCAAUCGCCGGCCAUGCAAUUUUUGUCACGGUUUGGAUCGGCAACGAACAGCCCGCAAGUAAGCCGGCGCGGAUCUAUAGCUGGAGGGUUAGGGUCAGGUGCUACUGGAUCCGGGGCUGCACUUGCCGAUAGAGAACUUGGGAUGGAAAUUGGAGAAUAUAUUAUAGGCAAGCAAAUUGCACAUGGAGGAUUUAGCCAGGUGCGCGAAGCACGAACAAUCGAUGAAGAUGGACAUGAGGUUGUGCGCGCUGUUAAGAUAAUGGAUACGCGUGCCACAAUUCUUGAUGAUCGGGUGGUUUCUGCUGUGGAACAAGAGCUUGCAUCAAGAGCUGAAGGCACUGAGCAACCCGAAGCUGCAAUUGUCACGGAAGCCGUUGCAGAGCGGAGCGCACAACUGCAAGCACAGGUAGAUCACGAAGUUGUGCUGUGGAAAGCCCUUGACCAUAAAAAUUUGCUCCGCUUGAGAAGUGUGACAGAGCGUGAUGGACGUGUUUAUUGUUUUGCUGACAAAAUAUCUGGAGGAACUCUGUAUGAUCUUGUUCGUGCUGAACACGGGGUUGGUUUGUCGCCUCGACGUGUUGUGGGAUUUGCCCGUCAGCUUUCGGCAGCACUUUUGUAUCUGCAUGAAACAAUGCGGAUAGUUCAUCGAGACGUGAAGCUGGAGAAUUGUCUUAUUGAAGACGGAACACAUCUGCUACUAUGCGAUUUCGGAAUGUCGGACUAUUUUGCGGACGAAGACGGGGACUACAUUGAUGACGGAGAAGCCCGUGGUGAUAAGAAACUGGCUGUAUCGCAAUCAGAGACUGAAAAGAACAUACAGACAAGUGCCCGCGGCCCGAAACCUCGUUCAGGAAAGGUUGUUGGUCCAGCAGAGACAUCUUCAAUAAUGGAUCAUUAUCACAAACGAAGUAGUGGCAAAUCGCGGCCACAAUCAGUAUCAUCGGGGGGAUCAUCUCGGUCUUCAUCUCGCCGCGGGUCUACCGGUGGUCUCCGCGGAAGUAUAAGUGCCGGCCCGAGCAGCACAAGCAGCGCGGAUGAUGGCGAAGAGCACUUUGGAUCGUUUCCAUAUGCAUCUCCAGAAGUUUUGGAGAGUUCAGUUCCUGUAUAUGCACCAAGUGUUGAUAUGUGGGCUUUUGGCGUUGUAGUGUACGCGCUUGUUAUGGGCGACUUGCCUUGGAGCCAUGCGUUGUUGCCAGUGCUUCGAGAACGUAUAAUACAAGGAGUUUGGGAUGAGCGCGGUAUUUUUCGGCGCAUGUACCGACGAACGUUGGAAGAAGAACGGAAAACAACGACUGACGAAAUUGCUCGUGAAUGCGCGCAUGAUCGCGCUUACAAGACUGUGCACUUGUUAAGGGGUUGCUUUGAAAAAGAUCCACGGCAGCGGCUAACAAUACGCCAGGUAAUUGAUGGAAGAUACUUAGAUUGA
Molecule: messenger RNA, 2937 nt
Organism: Magnusiomyces paraingens
Lineage: Eukaryota; Fungi; Ascomycota; Dipodascomycetes; Dipodascales; Dipodascaceae
Exons: 1
Coding region: 1-2937 (978 amino acids)
Biological process (GO): protein phosphorylation; microtubule cytoskeleton organization; intracellular signal transduction
Cellular component (GO): cytoplasm
Molecular function (GO): tau-protein kinase activity; ATP binding; protein serine/threonine kinase activity
Source: RefSeq, a predicted model, not a curated record